Molecule: messenger RNA, 6738 nt
Organism: Uranotaenia lowii
Lineage: Eukaryota; Metazoa; Arthropoda; Insecta; Diptera; Culicidae
Product: probable serine/threonine-protein kinase DDB_G0272282
Exons: 2
Coding region: 1714-2871 (385 amino acids)
Source: RefSeq, a predicted model, not a curated record
GAACAACAUCGAGUCACUCUGGCCUGGUACUACGGCACGGCUAGUCUUGUCUUGUCGGUCCGACGUUAGUCUCAAAUCAGUCUGUGAACGAAUAACACGCAAACCAGCGGUGUUCCUCCUUCAUCACCAAUCGAGGUCGCGUGUCAAUUGAAUAUACAAUUCCUCUAAUACCAAACCAAUUUUUAGCAAAACAAUUGACAUUUGUGAAGUGAAAAUAGCUACCAAAAAAACUGUCAAACCGGACUAAAUAACGACGGAAGUGAAAUACAAAAAAAAAAAACAUAACAAAGCGUGGAAUACUAGAUAGCACUCAAUGUAAAGUGUCUAAAAAAGGAUUACAACGACAACGGGUGCAGUGCAAGGAUUCGUAAAACAAGUGCAACAGCAGAAAACCGGUGCAAAACACGAGAAGAAGCAUCGCAGAAAAAUUCCGGUGUGAAAGUGAAACCCCUCUGAGGCUUUUUUAUUUUACGCGGAAGUGUGGGGCAACAAGCCUCCAGAGACAUCUUAAUUACAAAAUAUUUAACAGCUCUCCCGAAAAUAGAGUGAAGCGUGUGAAUGGAACGGACGAUUAAAAGCCCGAAUUGGCAACAUAGAGUGUGAAACGCGUACGUCGUACUCUACAACAACAAGAAGUGCGAACGGCGGCGAGAGAACGACGUGUAAUAGGAGAAACAACAAACAAAAAAUAAAGUGGCAUCUAGUGCUGGCUGAGGAGUAACAAAUCUCUGCGGUUCGGUGUGGUGUCUUGAAACGGUUAAUAAGAAACAGCUAACGGCAAGGUCGUAUCUCGCGCGAACGUUACCACCGAGUGCUGCCGAAGUGUGUGCGAAAGCAAAGACGAAGAAACGACGGUGGCCGCGGUGCACGAACGACCUGAUGAAGUAGGAAACACGGCACAAAAGGUGCUGUGCAAGGAAAGGCUUGAAUUUGCCGUUCGAAGCGUAGAAGAAGUAGAGAGAAGCAAGCAAAAAAGUUGAUUGAGAGCCCCUCCAACACCUCCCUGAUUAUCGGUGAGCAGCAGCUGAGUUGGGACCUCCAAAUCACCCAAUUCCAAUAGUUUUGGUUUGAAUUCAAACCGAUCGAAAAGUGAGUGAAUCAUUUUCUAAAAAAAGGGUUUUUGAACAAGAAGCAUAAGCUAUCCUGAAUCGAAGGCCAAAUAUUGGCUGUUUGUGUGCGGUUUGAGGCAAGGCUAAUCAUAGACCAAUAGUUAAAAAGUGACAAUUUCAUCUCGCUCAAAGCGCGAGAACCAUAGAACUUCUGGAGUGUGAGCGACGAACGAGCUUGCGGUUUGACACUGAACGCGCUAGCUAACUAAUAGAGUUGCAUCGAGCUCCCUCGGCUGGUAGUCGAAGCGUAAAGUAGACAAGGAGGAAUUAGAAAAAAAAACCCUAGUUCAUUGUGAAAUCUAUCUCGCCGGAGACUGAAUGUGUGUAGUGUGGUGAUUUAACAGAAGAGAAACUAUUUAUGGGCUGCAAGCGCACAAGUGGACGACGACGUUCAUGAAGUGACGUGCCGGCGCAGCCCCGCAGCACUAUUGAAGGCGAAGUGAGGAGCGAGAUAUGAAUUAAUCGUUGCCACCGAGAGAUAGAAGAAGCUUAUCCAAUAAACCCCAGAGUUGAAAGAAGUACGAAGCCUCGGAUCAUCUUCGUGUGGUCAUCCUAGUAGCCUAUAUAGCUCAAACCAAAUCAAUAAUAACAAAGUGACAAAAAUAUGACUCUGCCGACCAACAACAAUCAGAGCAACAACAACAACAACGCCGAUGACGAUUCGGACAUUUUCGGACCACCACACACCUCGCCCCCGAUCCGCCGUAAUCGACCAAAGGUUCCGAUGAUUUCGGCGCAGCUUCGGAUGCGGGAGGUCCGCAAGCGGAUCCUGCAGCUCUGCGUGCACAAGCUCGAGCGCAUCAAGGACUCGGAGCGGAAUCUGCGCCGUUCGGUGUGCAUCAACAACACCUACUCCCGGCUGACCGACGACAUCAGGCGCGAGAAGCAGAACAAGUAUCUGAUGCUGAAUCAGCUCGUCAAGUCUGAUAAUGAUUUAAAGAACAAUGAUAGUGCAAACAACAAUAACAACAACGUAAAUAAUAAAAACAAUGAAAACCGUAACAAUAGCAACUACCAGCUCAAAAGCGAGAGUAAGAACAAUGACAGUAAUAGCUUUAACAACAACAAUGAAGUAACCAAGACGCCAAAGCGAACAACCUCAGUGGAGACUGAUCUGGAGACGUUGGACCGAGAACUUUGCGCUCUGGAUGCCGCUAUGCCCCUGGUGGAUCCAGAAAUAACCCAGAACGCGGAGAAACUGGAACAGGUUUCUCGGAAACGCAAAUUCUCCCAGAUGGAUGACGAUGACAACGAUCGGCUGGUGCGAGAAGCGCUGUCGCAGUUUUAUCUUCCAAGCCAUCGCCCACUUACCGGUAUUGACGACUACCCAUCUCACCUGUUGGGCUCCAACAACGUAACGCCUUCAGUGCCAGUAUCUCUGUCGCCUUCCAUCGAUAUUAAACGCACCAAAGUAGAUCUCCUCGACGGCAGCAGUCAUCACCAUCAUCAUCAUCAUCAUCAUCACCACAGCAGCCACCUCCAGCUUCACAACCAUCAUCCCUUUCACUCGCUACCGGACCUGAACGUGGCGCUUGAGCUUUCGAGCCAAAAUCACCACCAUCAUCACCAGAAAGACUUCGAAGUGAUUAUGGACGCACUGCGGAUAGGUGCCGCAGCCGGAAACACAAUGAACGGUCCAGGUGGGUCCAGCUGCAAUAUCGGUCUCGGUAACAUCGAUUCGUGCGGACAGGCGGCGAUGAUGAUGGCCGGUGAGACGGGUAGCGUAUUCCACAAUUUGGUAGUUACUUCGCUGGAGACUUGAAAGUAGGUCACCGCUCAGAUUCCCUGUCAUGAACAGCAGCAGCAGCAGCAACAAUUCCACGGCCACCACUACUGGUCGCAACCUCAGCCAUGUCGAUGGUUCACCACCAAUGCUGCAGCAGCCUGGACAGGGAAUUAUCACUGCAGCAGCCUCAGCAAUACUAACAACAACAACAACCAUUAUUUUACCUUAGAAAGUAACAGUAGCGCCUUCAAGAAAAUUGCGUAAAGCCGCAGCCGACCGACGAGACGACGUUGAUCUUAAUUUAUUAGUACAUUGGCGCUGGCGACGACGCCACGCUUCAUUAUUUAACAAAAACAAAAAAGAUUAAAACCCAAAACACACUAUUCGAUAACUUAUAUACCACACUUCUUACCGUUUCCCAAAAAGCAAAAUUAUUACUAGUAGGUACUAGGCGUGGCAACGAACAACAUUAACAUACAAAACAAAACAAACAUUUCGAGUGCCAAUUUUCAUAUCUGCAAACAACCGAGAACACAGGUGAUCAUCGCAUGCUUAUGUGCAGCUGUAGUACUAAACAGUUGAAUAUCGUUUAAAUUGUGUCAAAGCAAUCCUAGAGGAACUGGUCCCUCUGGUGUUUUAACGCCUUCUUAUAGUGGAAAAUCAGCACAAAAGGACACAAAUAAACAAUAGAACUAAUAGAAGUGAAAACAGGUGAAUUCGAUACAGAACUUCGUGAACGCACAGCAACAACAACAACAAUUGAGCUUAGCCAGUUUCAGCUACAAAUAAUGCCGUUACCAAUUUUUCUAAGCGAAAACGAUGACGACUACGUAGUUGCUGGCAAAUGUAAGUGAAAGUGUAAGGGAAACACUCGCUAAAGAGUGCGCAAGGAAAGAUCGAUACUCGUUCGUCGGGUCGCUUGCUCACUCACUCACAGUUGUUGAUGUUAUCCAUGGUAAUACGACCUAAUGAUGAUGAUCAUCGUGAAUCAAAGCAAGCUAGCUAGCUAGGUAGCUCGUCGUCUUUCGCGCAGCAAAGUUGGUCACUUACAUUACCAUGGUUGGAUGAUUCUCGACAAAACUUAUAAGAGUCGUAAGAGAGCUGUGCGUGGAGUACUAAGUAGAUGAAGACAAAAAAAAAUCGCGUUCAAUGAGUCGAAAUUGCGUAUCGCUGUGCCUAAACUGAGAAUGGAAGUUCAAAGAUGAUGGUCCUGUUUUUUUUGUUUUCAAAUAAUUUCUUUUUUCAUCUAUUAGCUUAGAUUUCACUUUCUGAUCGAAGGCAGAGAUGCGAUUAAAGCUCUUAAACUACCGCUGAGAUCGUUCCAUUACUAAAAUAUAUUUUAUCGACUUCCGAACUUUAACAAUUCUUUAGCAUUUAAAUCCGUCAAAAGUUAGAUUAGUUUUUUUGUUUCGACCAUUUACCACCAUCAUUUGACUGUUCACUGCACAUAAGCGCCCGUUCCAGCGGAAAAAAUAAUGAUAACAUGUAUUGGCGACUAAACACAAAUUUGAAAAGAAAAUUUAUAGUAAACAUAAUCUGUGAUAUUAAAGCUAAGAAGAAAUAAGCUAGUGGUAAUAAACAAAAAACGUAGAGUUAAAAUUAAAAAAAAAAUUGAAAUCGUACAGCCUAUGGAAAAGUCGAGGCGAUUCGAAGGGAAGAAACAAAACAAAUUGCAAUUUCCAAAACAACAACACAACAAGUUGUGCAACACGGACAAACAUUUUAGGUUUCGUUGUAUGCAUACAGAAAAAAAACAUAGAGAGUCUAUCAAUUUGAUCGAACACCAAAAUUGGCCCUAACUUCUUCACCAAACAAAAAUAAUUCUACAAGCUGCCAUCUUAAGAUUGCCAUAGGUUUGACAGUUUGUUUCUAAUAACUGUGUAAAUUAACUUUAAAAACACUCAAAUUCAUCAUGUAUGCAUACAACAAAUAGGUUUCAAUUUCCCAUUUCCUAUUUCCCAAAAACAGCCAAUUAUCUUCUAAAAAAAUGAAAACAAAUAAGGACAAAGGUAAAGGACAAACCCAGAAGACCAAAGCUUGUGAUGAUGAAACAAUUCACACAAACAAAACAAAAAAAAAAACAAAUCAAAACACUUACGCACCAUCGCAAAAUAUAUGUGCAAUUGCAUGACUGGGAAUGGAAGGCAUUACUAAUUGCAAUGAGCCAAAUAAAUAAAAAUAACAACAAAAAUUCAAAACAAAAUUGAUUGUUUUUUUUGUAAAAAUUUAAAGUUUAAAAACAAACAAAAGAACAGAACAAUGGAAAGACAAACGUCAAUUGCUUUAAAUUGAAAUUUGCCAAAAUGAAAAUGUUGGAUUGCCUUUUUUAGAUAUGGUAAAGAAUUGACGAAAAACUCAAGCAACACGUUAACUGCAAGCAACAUUCCGCAAACAAACAUGAAAAAUACACACACACACAAUAACAAGUGCUGCUCUAAGCUGAGUAACAAAAAAUUGCGUAGCAAUUUACAAAAAAUAAUGGUAAAAUUUAAAAAUCGAAUCAAUUGACGAAACUUUUGCAAAUUUUAGGUUUUUAUUCUUCCCAGAAUUAAAUCCGAACGGAAAAUUUUUAAAUUCAUCGAGUAUUCGCUAUUGGAAGCCAAAGUUGUUGAAACGCAAUCUCUAUUGUGUGUGGAUACUUCUAUGCAAAAUUCAAACUUUUGGUAAGACUUUCACUUUAGCCAAAAGUUCUGUUGAUGAAACAAAAACCGUGUUGAGUUUGCAAUAGUAGUGUACUUAAAAUUUGAAUGUGAACAAAAGUAAAACAUUAUCGCUACAGAUGUUUAGGACCAAACAAUAGAACCGAGAAAAAACGGCUGUUCUUACCUCGAUUAAUUGAUUGUGUAAUAUCCAUGUGUUAUCAAAUGACAACGGCAAAGAAAUUCAAAAAUCGACUCAAACAAGCUGAUAGUUUUUUUUUUAUCAAAAAGAAACACUAAAAAGAUACCCAAAGUGCUUGAAUUUGUUGAAUUGACCUACCUUUAAACAAACUAUACUGUAAUUAUCUAGAUCAAUAAGAGUAAGUUAAAAACAAAGCAUCUUCAAAUCAAACUGUUCACAAUGCCAUUUUGUUAUUACCUACUUUUUUGGUUUAUUUUCUAUGCUGUUUUUCGUUUCCCCUCACUUCAAUCGACUGCCUUCUAAGAGCGAGAGGAUUUUAAUUUAAACAAAAAAUCCAAACUCGAGCCGUAAGACUUACUACUAUUAUUGCUAUAGCUGUUUGUUUUAGGUUUGAUUUCCGCGAAUAGUAAAUUAAAUAUUGUUUGUGCAAUUUACAUACAUCGCUCAAGAUCGAUGCACACAGAGAAGAGAAUCCCUCAAUGUUAGCCAAAUAUUUUCCUCCCAUCCUUUGGGUAGGAAAAGUUUAAUUUAUUUAACUUCAUAACUCUUGUUCAAAAGUUACCUACCUAAAUAUAUUUAUUUCAGUAGGAUGAUAUAUGCUCAUUAUGCUUGUUUCACCAAAAAAAAACACAAACUCGUUAGCAAAUCAUCCCAAAUUGUUUUACCACACGUACUCUACGUCACUCGCAUAUUCUUUUCUUUCAAGGCUUGACGAUAUUUUGUUCUACUCGUACGUUUUAUCUUCUUUUAAUUUAAAAACAAAAUAUUUAAAACCGCAAAAAAUAGUCGACCGGUUACUUAUUAGAAGAGAGCGAAAAAAAAGAGCGAACAAACUAAAACUUGUGUAAAUAUAGGUGAAGUAUAAAAAUAUCUAGUGAAUGAAUCAAGUAUCUAAACUAAAAUAAAGAAAAAAAAACUAUACAAAAAACAAAAAAAUUAAACUUUAAAAAUCUAAAGUAGUAAGAGAACUAAUUAUGAGCGACGAUUAUACACUUAAGGGUCACUUUAUUGCUGUAGUAGAUUUUUUUUUAUCUUCACAAUAAAUGUACCUGGAAAAUUGUA